This is a messenger RNA of Actinia tenebrosa (Australian red waratah sea anemone), 5426 nucleotides long. RefSeq names its product receptor-type tyrosine-protein phosphatase S. Gene Ontology annotation, biological process: protein dephosphorylation. Gene Ontology annotation, molecular function: protein tyrosine phosphatase activity; protein binding. NCBI's taxonomy places the organism in Eukaryota, Metazoa, Cnidaria, Anthozoa, Actiniaria, Actiniidae. The record is from RefSeq and is a predicted model, not a curated record.
AUUCUACGGUAACUAUGAUCGUUCAACUGCUGCACGUCUCAUCCUGUACCAUGGUAUUAUUACAAGAUAUCUACGUAUUGUACCUAAGACAUCCCAGACUGGUACAUCGUGCUUAAGGACAGAGAUCUAUGGAUAUCCUUUCCAGUCAAGCUGUUCAAGUCACAGUGUUGGUAUACCCUCUACUAGUUUGGUACCUGAUCACAGGUUUACAGCAACAUCAACUUCUCAGCACUACAAACCUUUUAAAGGAAGACUGGGUAAUAGCCAAGCCUGGGCUGCGAAUACACGAAAUGCACCUGGUGAUUAUCUUCAGAUUGAUCUUGGUGCUAUGUUCUAUAUAUGUGCUGUAGCUACUCAGGGACUUGGAGAAAACAGGAACGAAUAUGUGAAAAAGUACAAAGUAUUGUACUCAACAAACAACGUGCAGUGGACAACAUAUCAGGAAAUGUCUGGUGACAAAGAGUUCAGCGGUAACUCUGACAGAUCAUCAGUGGUUACUAAUGCAAUAACCAACCCAUUCAGAGCCAGGUUUGUUCGUGUACUUCCAACAGAGUUCAAACAAUGGAAGAUGCUAAGGGUAGAUUUCAAAGGACUUCCACUUGGUUGUACCUCGCCGCUUGGUCUUGAGAAUUCACAGAUACCAGACUCACAGAUGACGUCAUCUUCUUUCUGGACUGGUAAUGGUGUUCAAUAUACCGCACGACUUGGUCGUCUGUAUGGCAGUUCGUCAUGGUGCAGCCAAACAAAUGGUAAUAAUGAGUACAUACAGGUUAACCUUGGACAGGUCAAGACAGUGACAGGUAUUGCAACACAAGGUAACCCACAUAUGAAUGCAUGGGUGAAGUCAUACAAAGUUAGUUACAGCUUUGAUAACAGAUAUUGGAAUGAGUACAAAGAAGGACUGGUCGUUAAGAAUUUAGAAGGAAACAGCGAUAGGAAUGGCGUCAGAGUCAACUGGUUUAGGAAUCCAACAGCAGCACGUUAUAUCAGAAUUAUUCCUCAGACCCACAACUCAGGGGGCGGUCAUUGUAUACGAUUUGAUGUCUAUGGAUGUGAUAUCUCCGUCGUCCCAAAAGUGGUUUUAAAUACUGCUGACUUCAUCCUUUCAAGCAUCAAAGGAAGUUCCAUUACAUUAACAUGUAGCGUACUUGGUGAACCAGCACCUGACAUACAGUGGUUUAACAAUGGAACUAAGAUCAACGGCGCAACACAAUCAACACUACGAGUACAGUUUAUCUCUGCUGAAGAUGUGGUGUCCAAGUACAACUGUACAAGACAAGAUCCUAACACACGAGCUGUGGUCUGUAACACGUUCUACACGUGUAGGGCAACGUAUCCAAACUACGUGCCAAGUGGAGGAAUGAAUGAGGCAUCGGGGAAAGUGACGGUGAACCUGAAUGUUCCGGAGCCGCCAACUUUCAGCGGCACUGCAAGCGAGAGAUCCAUAACACUUAGUUGGAUCGCACCUACCCCAACUGAUGACGCAGGCCAGAUCACGUGGUAUGGCAUUAAAUUGAAGAAUCAGUCUUCAAAUCCCCUUAUCUAUGUUCGAGGCACAUCAUCUUCUUAUAACUUGGCAUAUCUCAAGCCUCACACAAACUACUCUGUGGAAAUGAGGGCGAUAAGCGUCGUUGGCUAUGGGUUAUGGAGCAGUUUGCAAGUUAUAAGGACAUCAAUCGCCAAGCCUACCGGUGUUCCUGUCAUAACUGGUUUAGUUCCUAAAUCGUCACAGAGCAUUCAAGUCAACUGGGAGUUUACAGAACAUGACACGCUGUAUGGACCACUGGAUGGAUACACGAUCAAAUACGCUCCUAGAGGAGGGGUUAGUCAGACCGCUCGUGUAAAUGGAGAUGUGAAAACAACGACGUUGACUUCACUGGAGAAAUAUACUUGGUAUACUGUAACGGUAUUAGUAAGGAAUACUCUGUAUGAUGGCCCAGAGAGUAAAGCCUCAAGCAAAAGAACAUUGGAAGAUGCCCCCAGUAAUCCAGUAAACCCCAAAGCAUUUUUAUUGGAUCCUGGAAGCAACAUUCGUGUGCCUCGAGUCCGUAUCACUUGGGAGAAACCACAGGAAGAGAAUGGCAUCAUCACACGAUACGUUAUCUAUUACAGUCUCACUGGUACUGGUGUCUCAAUCUACAAAUAYAUCAACAUCACAGAUAUUAACACUUUGACUUACACAAUGAGCGUACCUGGAGAAACGAAAUUCAGCUUUAAGAUAAAAGCAUCAACUAUUAAGGAUGGACCUUACACGGCUUCUAAGAAUGGCGAUGUACCUUCCUACCCGCCCGCAAUCGCACCAAGAAAUACACGAUCAAUAAAAUUGAAUAAGACAACCUUUAGCAUCGCCUGGCAACCGUUGCCUAGAGACCAGAGUAAUGGCGUCGUCACUAAGUAUGAAGUAACAUGGCAACUGAUGAGCAUUGGAAAUCGAAGGCGAAGAUCACUUAGUCCGUCUGUCACAGCGUCAACACAGGAUUCCCAGUACACGAUAUACAAGUUGAGAUUGUGUGCGCAAUAUACCGUGUAUGUGAAAGGGUUUACUAAGGCUGGUCCUGGACCCAACAGUACUGUGCUUAUUGUGACAUCACAGCCUGGAGAACCUUUGAAUGUACGGCCAGCGGGAAAAGGGAAAAGAACAAUUGAACUGAAGUGGGACAAACCCCGUGGAGUAUCACGAGAGAUUAGAAAAUACAAGAUCAUCAUGAAAGGCUUCAAACCAUACUGGAAAAACUGGGGAAACGUUUCUAAGGAAUUUGAACAGAAAGGAGAACAAGCAAAUAAUAAAAACUUCCAAAAUCUUCAACCCGGCACGAGUUAUGAAUUCUGGGUAAUAUCCAUCACAGAAUGCGGCGAAAGCAACAAAAGUGUUUCAACUUCAGUUAGCACUGAUGUGGACGUUCCAGUGCAGCCAGAAGGAAAACCCGUUGAUCUUCCACAAGAUAGCUUUAACGUAACAUUGUGGCCGGUAAAACCAGAAAAUGGACCAAUCAGCUCAUAUCACGUGAUCGUCGUUAGAGGAAAAAGCACAAACGUUGAUACCCUACCAGAUGACAUACAUAACUACGAAGACGCUAUAGAAAAGAAACAAGAAUAUUACAUCGCUGCUAAGAUAAAAGUUGACGAUUUCAAGUCAAUCCCUAAACAGUUUACUGUUGGUGACGAUAAAGUGUAUGGGGGAUACCGAAACGUGCCUCUGAAGAAGGGAGAAACUUACAMUAUAGCAGAAAGAGCUGUUACUGUCGAUAAUAAGAAAGUCUAUAUCGGCAAAGCUGCAAAAAUUGCUACCAUACAUCUAAAAGCAGAAAGCAAAGGGGAAGAACCAGUGAGCAGCCCGGUACCAGGACAAGCUAUUGGUGGAGCGUUUGGCUUUCUCGUUCUUCUUGCAUGCGUCGCGCUGGGCUUUUUCUUAUACAGACGUAAGCACGGGAAAGCAAAAGACGAUUAUCGCGAAAGUGAUAUGGCGCUGGAUGACAUCGAAGACAAUGAACAACAAGAAAGAGAAAGUGUAGGCACUAUCGAUAGCCAAGAAGAGCCAAACAAAUAUGUCAAUGUACUACACACAGAGUCAGCUAACGAAGAGAUCUAUGAUCAAACAUGGGAUAACGCAGCCAAACCAAUCCCAGUACGACAAUUUGCUGAGUAUGUCAAGACCGCCAAGUCCACAGACUACGCACGGAUUAAGGAAGAAUUUAAGCACUUGCCAAAUGCACAUCUUUUCUCAACAAGCGUGGCUAAGAAUCCCGAGAACAAAAAGAAAAACCGUUAUGGAAACAUUGUUACAUACAACCAUUCUCGUGUGGUUAUUGAGCGCACAGGUGACGAGAAUUCUGACUACAUAAACGCCUCGUAUAUGGAUGGUUUUGAUGGAACUCCGAAGGUUUACAUUGCUUCUCAAGGACCAGUACCACGGACAUUCCCUGACUUCUGGCAGAUGAUUUGGGAGCAAAAUACCUGUACUAUAGUCAUGUUGACCAACCUAGUCGAAGGUGGCAAGACAAAGUGCCAUGAAUAUUGGCCAGAAAACAAGGAGACGUACCGAGAAAUAACUGUCAAUCACCACAAGACUGAAGUGUUCCCAGAUUACAUCAUUCGUACGUUCUUGCUAACAAAGGCCAACAGCCAAGAGCAGCGCAAUAUCUUACACUUCCAGUUCACCGUGUGGCCUGACAAAGGAGUACCACAUUAUGCAACUGCCGUUCUUGGUCUAAGAAGAAAAGUCAAAGCAUUGAAUCCUCAGAAUGCUGGCCCGGUGCUGGUUCAUUGCAGUGCUGGUGUUGGUCGGACAGGUGCAUACAUCGUUAUCGACGCCAUGCUUGAUCGAACCAAGAAGUUGCGGAAUAUCGAAAUCUGUAACUAUGUGGCGAAGAUAAGAAAAGCUCGGCCAUAUAUGGUUCAAACUGAUGAGCAGUACGUGUUUAUCCAUUUGGCUGUACUUGAAGUACUAACAUGUGGCAACACGGAGAUCCAAGCACACAACCUGCAGAAUGUCAUGAAGAAACUGUCCACGAUCAACCCACAGAAACAAAUCAGUGGUUUUGCUGCAGAAUUUGAGCGUCUAAACCUGGUCACAGCUGAUUAUGUAGAAGACGAGUGUGACAUCGGUCAAGCGGCGGAGAACGCGUCGAAAAAUCGAUACCCUGACGUCAUAGCUUUGAAUAGCUGCAGAGUUCUUCUUACAAAAGAAGAUGCUACCGAAACAGACUCGGUCUACAUUAACGCAUCUUUCAACCACGCCUACAGAGAGCGCAACGCCUUCAUCUUGACACAAGCUCCAUUACAGAACACCAUCGAAGAUUUCUGGAUCAUGGUUGUGAAUUAUGACAUCAAAACGAUCGUGAUGCUUAACACACUCGAAGAAGAAAAUGAGCAAUUUCCACAAUACUGGCCGCAAACAGAAGCAGAGACAUACGGUAAUGUCACAGUAGAGUUACUCAGUUCACAAGACAUCGGCGAACUUGUUUCAAGGCGGUUCAAAGUGACUUAUAAGUCGUCGAGUAUUCGUGUUCAACAUCUGCAGCACUUGAAAUGGGCCGACAAGUGUAUUCCUGCCAAUCCUCAAACUGUGUUAGACUUGCUAAACGAAGUUGAACAAUCCCAAAGACAGUCCAGCAACGCUACACCAGUCGUCGUACAAUGCAGUAAUGGUGUUGGUCGAAGUGGGACGUUCUGUACAAUAUCUUCUAUUUUGGAGAGAAUGAAGCAAGAGCAAGUCAUCGAUGUGUUCCAAGUGGUCAAAUGUAUGCGUUCAAACCGUCCAGGAGCUGUUGAAUCACUGACCCAGUACAUCUUCUGCUACCAAAUCAUUCAGAAAUACCUCGAUUCUUUCAGUGACUAUGCUAACUUUUCCAAUAGCUAAAUGCACAUGCGCAGUGAGGUCAACGAGACCAGGAAAGCUUCAAGAAAUAAAUAAAUAAAAUAAAAAA